AUGCGGAUCAGAGCUGGAGCAGUGCUCUGUGCCCUUGCCCUCCUCACGGGCUUCCUGACCAUCUGCCUGGGGGCCUUCUUCAUCUCCUCAGGCUCCACCUUCAACUGUUGGUGGAGCCUGAUCCUGGCCUAUUUUCUUCUGCCUCUGGGGUUUGUGAUCCUUCUGAGUGGAAUUUGCUGGAGCACCUACCACCAGGCGAGUGAAAACAAAGGGAUGUUCAGCCAUGUGCUCAGACUACACCUUGCUCAUGGUGCUGUGGCCCUGGCCACAGUGGACAGGCCAGAUUUUCACCCUCCUGCUUAUGAAGAAAGUCUGGAUGCUGAAAAGCAAACCUGCCCUGCGGACAGAGAGGCCUUGGAUGUCCCUCCACCUCUGUACACAGAGAUGGACCUCGGAUGUGAGGAUGAAAAUAGUGCUCACCGAGAGGCACCCCCAUCCUAUGAGGAGUCGGUAGUGGACAGGGUGGCAGCAGCAGCGCCAUCGCAGGAGGCCCAGAGGCGAAGCCAAGAGUGCUGA
Miniopterus natalensis is the source of this 516-nucleotide messenger RNA. It is a transcript of the gene TMEM252, whose product is annotated as transmembrane protein 252. The record is from RefSeq and is a predicted model, not a curated record. Lineage: Eukaryota; Metazoa; Chordata; Mammalia; Chiroptera; Miniopteridae.